Molecule: messenger RNA, 3160 nt
Organism: Piliocolobus tephrosceles (Ugandan red Colobus)
Lineage: Eukaryota; Metazoa; Chordata; Mammalia; Primates; Cercopithecidae
Product: zinc finger protein 253
Biological process (GO): regulation of transcription by RNA polymerase II
Cellular component (GO): nucleus
Molecular function (GO): DNA-binding transcription factor activity, RNA polymerase II-specific; RNA polymerase II transcription regulatory region sequence-specific DNA binding
Source: RefSeq, a predicted model, not a curated record
GGUUUAUGGGGGCCUUUGUUUCUCGCUGCAGCGGGAGCUCCAGGUUUAUCUUCUAUGUUGUGUGUCCUGUGCAUAUAGAGACCCAGCCUCUGUGGCCGUGUGACCUGCAAGUAUUGGGAGAGCCACAGCUAAAAGCCGGGACCCUCUGGAAGCCUAGAAAUGGGACCAUUGCAAUUUAGAGAUGUGGCCAUAGAAUUCUCUCUGGAGGAGUGGCAUUGCCUGGACACUGCACAGCGGAAUUUAUAUAGGGAUGUGAUGUUAGAGAACUACAGAAACCUGGUCUUCCUUGGGAUUGUUGUCUCUAAGCCAGACCUGGUCACCUGUCUGGAGCAAGGAGAAAAACCUAUGGAGAGACAUGAGAUGAUUGCCAAACCCCCAGUUAUGAGUUCUCAUUUUGCCCAAGACCUUUGGCCAGAGAAGAGCAUACAAGAGUCUUUCCAAAAAGUGAUACUGAGAAGAUAUGAAAAAUGCAGACAUGACAAUUUACAGUUAAAAAAAGGCUGUAAAAGCUUGGGUGAGCAUAAGGUGCACAAAGGAGGUUAUAAUGGACUUAACCAAUGUUUGACAACUACCCAGAAAAAAAUAUUUCAAUGUGAUAAAUAUGGAAAAGUCUUUCCUAAGUUUUCAAAUUCAAACACAUAUAAGAUAAGACAUACUGUAAUAAAUCUUUUCAAAUGUAUAAUAUGUGGCAAAGCUUUUAACCGGUCCUCAACCCUUACUACACAUGAGAAAAUUCAUACUGGAGAGAAACCCUACAGAUGUGAAGAAUGUGGCAAAGCUUUUAACCAAUCUGCAAACCUUACUACACAUAAGAGAAUUCACACCGGAGAGAAACCCUACAGAUGUGAAGAAUGUGGCAAAGCCUUUAAGCAGUCCUCAAACCUUACUACACAUAAGAAAAUUCAUAGUGGAGAGAAACCUUACAAAUGUGAAGAAUGUGGCAAAGCCUUCAACCGAUCCACAGACCUUACUAUACAUAAGAUAGUUCAUACUGGAGAGAAACCUUACAAAUGUGAAGAAUGUGGCAAAGCCUUUAAGCGCCCCUCACAUGUUACUACACAUAAGAAAAUUCAUACUAGAGGGAAACCCUACAAAUGUGAAGAAUGUGGCAAAUCCUUUAAGCACUGCUCUAACCUUACUAUACAUAAGAGAAUUCAUACAGGAGAGAAACCCUACAAAUGUGAAGAUUGUGGCAAAGCCUUUCACCUAUCCUCACACCUUACUACACAUAAGAUACUUCAUACUGGAGAGAAACCCUACAGAUGUAAAGAAUGUGGCAAAGCCUUUAACCAUUCCACAACCCUUUUUUCACAUGAGAAAAUUCAUACUGGAGAGAAACCCUACAAAUGCGAUGAAUGUGGCAAAACCUUUACUUGGCCCUCAAUCCUCUCUAAACAUAAAAGAACUCAUACUGGAGAGAAACCCUACAAAUGUGAAGAAUGUGGCAAAUCCUUUACUGCAUCCUCAACUCUAACUACUCAUAAGAGAAUUCAUACUGGAGAGAAACCUUACAAAUGUGAAGAAUGUGGCAAAGCUUUUAACUGGUCCUCAGACCUUAAUAAACAUAAGAAAAUUCAUAAUGAACGAAAACCCUAUAGUGAAGAAUGUGACAAAUCUUUUAAAUGUUCCUCCACUUUUAAUUAGCAUACGAUAAUUUAUACUGGAGGGAAAUCCUAUGAAUGUGUUGAAUGUGGGAAAGCCUUUAACCAGUCCUCGACUCUGACUAAAUAUGAAAGUUUAUAUUGAACAUAAACCCUACAAAUAUAAAGAAUGUGACAAAGCUUUUUAAGGAAAUUCUCAACCCUUAUUACACAUAAUUCAUACCAAACAGAAACCCUACAAGUGUGAAGAAUGUGGCAAAGCCUAUAACAAGUUCACAAUUCCUUUUUUUUUUUUUUUUUUGAGAUGGAGUUUCACUCUUGUCACCGAGGCUGGAGUGCAAUGGCAUGAUCUUGGCUCACUGCAACUUUUGCCUCCUGGGUUUAAGCCAUUCUUCUGCCUCAGUCUCACAAGUAGCUGGGAUUACAGGUGCCCAAUACCGUGCCUGGCUAAUUUUUUGUAUUUUUGGUAGAGAUGGGGUUUCACAAUGUUGGCCAGGCUGCUCUCGAACUCCUGACCUCAGGUAAUCUACCUGCCUUGGCCUUCCAAAGUGCUGGGGUUACAGGUGUGAGUCACCAUGCCUGGCUACAAGUUCUUAAUUCUUAAGAGACAUGGUGAUAAUUCAUGCUGAAGAGGAACCCUACAAACCUGAAAGAUGCGACAGUGCUUUUACCAACACCUCCAAAUUCUCUAUACGUAAAAAUAAAUAAAUUAUACUAGUGUGAGACCCUAGAAACAUAUAAAACCUGACAAAGCGUUUAUAUGGUUGUCACACAUGAUUGUAGGUAAUAUAAUUCAUACUUCCAAAACUCCUGUAAGUGUGAAGAAUGUGGCAAAAUAUUUUAUUAGUGCUUACAGCGUAUUUCACAGGAAAGCUUUUAUCCUUGAGAAAAAUUGUACAAAUACAAAGGAUAUGGAAAAACCAUUAAUGCCUACUCAUAUCUUACUCAACAGGAGAAAGUUCAUAGUUAAUAAAGCACUAAGUGCAAUUACUGUCAAAAAAUCUUUCAGAAAAUAGAAGCCUUUAAAGUGAAGAAGAAUAUUUAUUCUGAAGACAGCCGUUAUGAAUAUAAAGGGGGUAGUAGUGCCUUUACUUGUGUCACAGAUCUUAUUGCCCACAUUUUAUACUAGAGGAAGGCCCUGAAGCAGUUGCUCAAGCUUUGAGGAAAUCAAGGAAAUUUAUAUUGAGAACAGUCCUGCAAAUGUAAUGAAUUUGGAAAGACUUUUUUUUCCAAAAACUACAGCUUAGAAAACACCAGAGGGUUUAUACUAAAAUAUAUUUUUGCAGAUGCAGCAAAUAUGAAAAACUAUUUAAUUCAAAAUUGAUUCUAUGUAAAUAUCAGAGAAUUUUUGAUAGAAUAAUUAAGGCUCUGACACUUCAGACAUUACACUAAAUCAGAAUUUUGAAUAUAAAAACUAAUCCACAGCUGCAGCUGUUAGAUAAAUUAUUUCUACAUAACUUUUAAAAAAGUAGAUUUUUGAGGCACUGUAAUUACAUUGAAAGUAUACUUGUUUCCUUGAAAAAAUUUUUUGAAAAGUGAAUGAUGUAAUACAGCUUUCA